Molecule: messenger RNA, 1615 nt
Organism: Drosophila subpulchrella
Lineage: Eukaryota; Metazoa; Arthropoda; Insecta; Diptera; Drosophilidae
Product: sialin
Exons: 6
Coding region: 1-1527 (508 amino acids)
Biological process (GO): transmembrane transport; monoatomic anion transport
Molecular function (GO): transmembrane transporter activity
Source: RefSeq, a predicted model, not a curated record
AUGAGCAGCCAGUCGUGGACGCUGCCCCGCCUCUCACAAUCAAGUGCGUCCAUCCACGGACUUCUGGGAUCCGUGCGGUUGACCUACGCGAUUUGCGCCUUCUUGGCCACUUGCCUCCAUGCCGCCAUGCGGAACAUGCUGGGCAUGAUCAUCCUCAAAAUGGUCAUGCCUCGGCCGGAUGAUGAACUGGAUAUAUCGCCGGAAUCGGCUCGACUGAAUGAGAUCAACAUCACCUCUACAGGGCAUUGCGGAUCUCCUCGGAUAGUUAUCCACCCACUGAUCCAAGAGACUCAGUCGGGAGACUUACCAUGGACCCGAAACCAGGAGCUGGCUUUUCCGGGAGUUUACUAUUAUGGCUACGUGGUUUCCAUUUCGUUGUCCGGCUAUCUGGCAGAUCGGUGCAGCAGCAAAAUGUUGUUCAUAGUGUCGCUGAUCCUCGAGGCUAUCGCAUACAUCCUGCUCCCUCUAAUGGCCCAUUUCAGUUUCGAGACGGCGGUUAUUGAUCUGGUAAUAUGCGGCUUGCUAGCGGGCUGUGGAAAUCCUGCGAUGUACAAACUAUUUGUCACCUGGGCUCAUCCCACAGAGCGAACCGCGCUCCUGUCCUUCGCCUAUAGUGGAAUUCUAAUGGGAUCCAUGUUGGUCUACCCGGUGGCCAGUUACCUGAGCAACUUUGGCUGGGAGCUUUCAUUCUAUGUCGUCGGUGGAGUUACUCUCUUCUUCGGCAUCGCCUGUUGCUUUCUCAUGUACGACACCAUAGAGGAGCAUCCCCGCAUCUCGGAUUUGGAGGUAGAUUACCUGAUGCAAGGAAGGAGCCAUUUGGGACUUCAGGAACAGCAGGUUCUGAGGGUUCCAUGGAAGAAGCUGUUAACGGCUCCGUCCGCAUAUGCUUUCGUCCUGACCCACAUGUUCCACAACUACACCUUUCUGAUUAUAAGUCUUCUGAUGCCGCGAUUUAUGCGCGAGGCCAUGGAAUUAGACCUGCGGGAGGUGGGCUUUCUUUCGGCUGCUCCGUAUCUGGGCGGGAUCUUUUCCAAAGCAGUGUGCAUCCUGGGUGGCAGCUAUGUAGAAAGACGAGUGGGUCCCGAUCAGAACUGUAUGCGAAAAAUGCUCUACGGAAUCUGCAGUAUUCUGACAUCGUCUUUGAUUUGGAUCAUCAUCCUGGCUGAUUGUGAAGACAAAAUACUGGUCCUGUUGAUGUUUGCCUUCUUGAUGGCCUCUACGGAUAUGGGUUUCAGUGGCUACUGGCCCACGCUGCUCUACUUCGCGCCCUCUUUCGCGGGAUUACUUUCAGGAUUGGCCAAUGGAAUGGCCCAUCUUUCCGGAUUCCUGGCGCCUCACCUUGUCGCCGCUUUGGUGCACACUGGUAGUAAAAAGGAAUGGAACACGGUGCUGUUAACACUGAUAGCAUUCAAUACGAUGGCCAUGUUGGUAUUUUGGUUCUGCAGUAGUACAAAUCUACAACCCUGGGAUCCUCGCAGCGAAAAGAAGAAAACAAGAUCUGCACCAGCAAAAGAAAUCUUGAGUUAACAUUAUGAUUGCAUAUCCAUGUUUUAUUUGAUUUUACUUUUCUGUAUUUUAACUCUGUUACUUUUAAAUAAAAUUAUGUUUUGUAGGG